Nematocida major is the source of this 2349-nucleotide messenger RNA. RefSeq lists its product as uncharacterized. Bases 1 to 2349 code for a protein of 782 amino acids. The record is from RefSeq and is a predicted model, not a curated record. The transcript has a single exon. Lineage: Eukaryota; Fungi; Microsporidia.
AUGAAUAAUAACAGACACAUCAACUUAGAUAUAGAUACACUGAAGCACGAGCUACAGCAAGAGACAGCAACCCCCAAAGCAAAAGACUCACUCGCAGUCUUUGCAGUGCUUUCUUCCCGCAUAAAAAACUCCUUCGAAGACGUCCCAGAGGAAAAGCGUGCUGAAGUCAGUGCGCUUGUGGACGCUUUCCUGCAGGAAAACCUUAAAAACACAUUCAGCACGAUAAUUAAUGCACAGUGUGCAGCAAUUCCUGAAACAAUCAAAAUCCUCACGAAAGAAGUCGCAUACGAAGUCCCUCUCGAACGCACACGAGAACUCUUCAAUCUAAGCAGAGAAAUACAGAUUUUCAUUCUACAGCAGGAGAUCGAAUACAGAAACUUCUCUAUGCAAACUGUCAGAAAAAAGAUCAAACUGUAUAAUUACUGCAAGGAAGCCCAGCAAUACACCAUUUCCCGCUGCACGGAGAUACUCCAGAACAAAACAAUAGAAAAAUUCGACAAGACCAAGCUCGAACGUGCCCUCGCCCUGGACACUGAAGAAUUAAAAUCCAUCGAUAAGAGCUUAAACAGUUUCCUGAAGACAGAGGAAGAAGAAAUAGCUGCUCUAGAAAAGACUAUGAUGAACCAGUAUAUAUUGUGUGCUAAAGAAAUUAUUUUAGAUUUAGAAAAGUACGCUUUAAAUCGGAUAGUUGAGAAGUUUAGAGCGCAUCUUUCCAAUGACAGGCUAAGACCUAACGUAUAUUUUUACCUGAAAGAAUUAACGGAAAAUAACGGCAAGUAUAUACAACUAGACCAGAUAGAGGCUUUGGAAAAGCAGGGGAUGAAUAGCCCAUAUGUUUGCUUACAUAGAGGAAGGAUCAGUGAGUAUCUGGCAGAAAAGACGGGCCUAAGUAAGAUAGAGGCCAUGGUUGAGUGUGUGAAGGAAGCGAAUGAUUCGGCUCGGCAUUCGUUAAUUUCCGGACGUAGACAUUUUAAAAAUAUAAUAACCGGGAAAUCAGCCAUUUUUAUGGUGGAUCUAUUGUAUAGUGCUAUGAAAAUGAUGAAAGAAGACUUGCAAGAACCUGAAAAAACGGAAAUGGAAGAGUUUUUGAAGGUUCUGGUGGAAUUUUCUAGCGGGCUAAUCUCGAUUCGGAACAGCUCCUUCAAAGAACUGGACGGGAUCGAGGACACCUUGGAAAUAGACCAUACACUGGAGAAGCUGUCAGAUACUCGCGUGAGAAACAAAUUUGCGCGCUUUAACGAUGAUUUUAGGAAAAUACAGGAGAAAUUUCCAAUUGGGGAGAUAGAAUCAGGUUAUGAAAAGGCUUUUUAUGCUCUGAAAACCCAUCCACGCACAAAACACGAAACGGCAAGGCAGAUGCACAGAAACGCCAUGGAGGCAGAAGAGCAUCUUAAAAGGCUGCGGGGGGUUGAUGAAGGAACAACCAGAAAAGACUGUGAUCUUAGGGUUGCAGAGUAUGAAAAAUUUGCAAGGGAAACGGAAAUGCCUGAUUCGGGUUAUUCAGGUGCUAUCGAGAACAUAACGCGUGAAAGCCUGGAAGAUGGAGUUACUCCGCGUGAGGUCAAAGCUAUGCUCUCAAAUAUGAACAUGCUCCAUGACAUAUGGACUGAAGAGCUGGAAGAUGAGACCAAGGAGUCUGAGAGAGUAGAAUUGAAGAAAAGUCUAUCGGAAACUGAAGAAAAGAUACGGAUUCUUAACCAGAAACUGCUUUCAUUUGCGGAUUUAAGCAAGGAAGAAGCCCAAAAGGAAGAGUGUCUCCGUUACGCUUAUCUGACAAAGUAUAAGAAUGAGUGUCUUAAGCAUAUAGACGUACUUAAGAAGGAGGCAGAGGCUGAAAUGGUCCCACUGGCUAGGGAAGUUAUGCGGAAAAUUGAAGAGAUCCCGAAUAACCCGGAGCUCAGUGAAAAAGUGGAACAAAUGCUUGAAGAAAUCAUUGAGAAGGAGCCCCACCGUCUGCUGACUUCGAAGUUUAUCGCCGAAAACGAAUACUUUUGGGAUGAAAUGCCAAAGAUGGUAGAUCAGCUCGACAAGAAGAUAGCUGAAACUUUGGGUGAAGCUUCAGAUGAAGCUGUAGAUGAAGCUGUAGAUGAAGCUGCAAAUGAAGCUGCAGAUGAAGCUGCAAAUGAAGCUGUAGAUGAAGCUGUAGAUGAAGCUGCAGAUGAAGCUGUAGAUGAAGCUGCAGAUGAAGCUGCAGAUGAAGCUGUAGAUGAAGCUGCAAAUGAAGCUGUAGAUGUAAGAACUGGUGGAAACCGCAAGUACCACCUUACGCUUCAAAAUUCGAUCCUCGCACUUUUCUUCAUCUUUAUGAUUCUGUCUCUAGGCCUGGUGUGCAAUUCGGAAUUCGCGUGA